Hibiscus syriacus is the source of this 631-nucleotide messenger RNA. RefSeq names its product protein DOWNSTREAM OF FLC-like. Bases 16 to 510 code for a protein of 164 amino acids. Lineage: Eukaryota; Viridiplantae; Streptophyta; Magnoliopsida; Malvales; Malvaceae. The transcript has 2 exons. The record is from RefSeq and is a predicted model, not a curated record.
AAACCCAGCAAGAAAAUGGCAAAAGUAUUGUUGUUCGUUGCACUAUGUCUGCUUCCAGCUUUGGUGAGUGCUAGUCGAAUGGUGAAGGACCCACUUCUGGUUCAAGGGCAUGUGUACUGUGACCGUUGCCGUGCUGGUUUUGAAACCCCCAAUAGUCGAUUCGUACCUGAUGCCAAGGUUAAGGUGAUAUGCCACGACAGGAAAACCAACCAAGUUGUCUACGAGAGGGAAGGAUACACCGAUAAAGCCGGAAAAUACGAGAUUCCUGUGCAUGAGGAUCACUGGGAUCUGAUCUGUGAUGCAGUUCUAGUGAAGAGCUCACAGCCUGACUGUGCCACAGUGACCCCAGGUCGUGAACGCGCCACUGUGAUCUUGACCAACAACAACGGUGUUGCAUCCACCACCCGCUAUGCCAAUGCCAUGGGCUUCAUGGCUGAUGAGCCUGAAGCUGGCUGUGCUGAGAUCAUGAAGAUGUACCAGGAAGAUGAGGAAGAUGUACCAGGAAGAUGAGGAAGAUGUUUAGACUAUGGUUUGGAGUUCUAUAUUUGCCUAUGAUAUAUGUUGUCUGAUAUUUGUUAUGUGUAUUUCUUGGUUUAUUUCUACAUUUAGGGGGGGCUUAAAAUAGCUUAUU